Molecule: messenger RNA, 1323 nt
Organism: Symbiodinium sp. CCMP2456
Lineage: Eukaryota; Dinophyceae; Suessiales; Symbiodiniaceae
Source: the annotation of a GenBank genome assembly
AUGAGGACAGAGAUCAAGACGUGGCUCGACCGUCUUCGCCGCAUCGCCGAAGAGCUGGAUUGGCCGGCUGCGAUGAGACCGCUGCAGUCCUUCACGAGGCUUCGCGCUCCGCUACGGGCGGCCAUCGGAGCUCGGCUACGUGGACUGAGCUGUGGCCUCCAGCGCGUGUCGAACACUUUGGCCGAUGCCGCCGCCCUCGACCAAGCGGCCGAGAAGGAGCCAGGAGUGUCGGCCUGGAUCCGGCGGGUUUCUUCCAUGCGCUUCGGUGCACGAGUCCUGCAGCGUGCGAAGAAGAACCUGCCAGAUGAGGGAGACGGCAACACAGAACAGGAGCGCUGGGGCCACGACCUGCGCGCGCUUUCCACCUUGUCCCUGGCUGGCGGAGAAAAGGACCUGCCGCGAUGUUUUCUCACCGGCACGACCUUUCUGGAGCAGCUCCAGGAGAGCGCAAGUCUCAUCAGCGAGCUUGAGAAGCUCCACCCAGAGGAGGCGGUCUACGCGAUAGGCUGCGUGGGCAUCCUGAUCCGCUGCCGCCGCAGCGAUGCCUCUGAUGUUGAGCCCUGGCUCCUUGUUGUGGAGCAUGUCUCGACGACCUGGGCCAGCUCCGCCUGUGCCGCCUUGGCUCUGGAGUCCGAGCCUCUCAGAGACGCGGCCGGGGAGUUGGCCCCUGAUGUGGCUGUCCUCGACCUCGACGGCUCGGAUGCAUACCGCUGGUUCACGAACUCCACCUUGUACAAGAGAUACAUGGCCAUGGUCUUUGCUCGCAACUCGCUGUGCCAAGUCCCAGGCCAAGGCCUGGUUCUGCCAGUUCUUGUUUGGGUGAAGACUGCCGAGCUGCUGAUCAAUCGCCCAGUCAAAGAGGGCCAAGAGAUGUCCCGCGAGGAGGCAGAUUGGUUUCGUGAGAUGCUCGCCGUCCACUUGGCGGCGGCCUCUGCCACGCGCCGCGCCCUUCAGAAGAGGGGAGGCUCUGUUGACACCCUGGCCGCUGCUCUUGCUGCACCCGACCCAUCUGCCGGACUGCUAACUGAAGCAGAUGGUGGUCCCCAGUCGGUUUGCCUGGCCCUGGCCGCCAUUUGCUUCAGCGAAAAGGCGAAGCCUUUGUGGGGCAAGAGAGGUUUGGAGAGAGCCAACUCUCUGUCCUUGCAGCGUGCGCCAUCCCGGAGCUUAGAGCGCAGCUCCACCGGCGGACUGGAGGAUGCGGCCUCCUGGCCGAAACGACUCCGGCGAUUGGCUCUCGCUAUGCUUGCGGAGGCGGUGUCUCGCGGAUGCCGUCGGCUGGUUCGGUCCCUUUGUACGACCUCCAAGGAGCAGCCUUCUCCGAGC